AUGAAUGCCUUCUCUACAGACUCCGCCAAAUGGCACGCCGUCCGCACGAAAGAUCCCAGAGCCGAUGGCCAAUUUGUCUACUGCGUGAAAACAACCAAGAUCUACUGCCGACCGAUUUGCAAAGCCCGUCUUGCUCGGCACUCGAAUGUCCAGUUCUUUGACACAGGUUCAGAAGCUGUCGCAGCAGGCUACAGAGCAUGCAAGAGAUGCCGACCGGAGCUGGAGGUCUUCGUGCCGAUAGCAGAUCAGGCUAUUGAACGGAUUCGCAAGAAUCUCGAGAGCUUAUCAGAAGACGUCGCUGUACCUUCUUUAGAAUCUCUGGCCCAGGAAGCUGGAUUGACGAAAUACCACUUCCAUCGAAGUUUCAAGAAGGCCACGGGUUUCACGCCGAGGGAGUAUGUUGGAUUGCUGAGGCGAGAACGCACAGCAGGGUCAAUGGCUGUCACUCCUGGAGCGAUGUGUGUUCCAGAUCUCAUCACUGGGACGACGGCGAGUCCGUUAUCGUUGACAGAUGACUUUGAUGUCGAACCUUCGCAUUCUUUCAAAUUGGAGGAUCUGUUCAACUUCGAUGAUCUAGUUGUUCCAGAGGUGCAUUGCGGUCCGCAGGCCUCAAUGGCGAUGAUGAGAAGGCAUCUCGGAGGUGGAGGCAUGUAG
This is a messenger RNA of Cercospora beticola, 654 nucleotides long. RefSeq lists its product as uncharacterized. The record is from RefSeq and is a predicted model, not a curated record. Gene Ontology annotation, molecular function: zinc ion binding; DNA-binding transcription factor activity; sequence-specific DNA binding. Gene Ontology annotation, biological process: DNA repair; regulation of DNA-templated transcription. NCBI's taxonomy places the organism in Eukaryota, Fungi, Ascomycota, Dothideomycetes, Mycosphaerellales, Mycosphaerellaceae.